AUGGCACGCCUUUCUAAUGUACUUCUGGUCUUCACGGCUGCGACUGCUGCAGCUCUCCCAACUGUGGAGUCUUGGAGUCAACCAAAGCCAUUUGUUCAGACUGAGGCGGCCCCGUGGGACGCUGGCAGAGUGUCCGAGUUUCCCAUUCACUCCAGUUGUAACGCUACGCAGCGGCGCCAGAUCGAGAUGGGCUUAGCAGAAACUGUGAGCCUAGCAGCUCAUGCUCGAGACCACAUUCUCCGGUGGGGCAACGAAAGUGAAAUCUACCGCAAAUACUUCGGUAAUAGUCCUACGAUGGAGGCUGUUGGGGCCUUUGAAGUGGUGGUGAAUGGCGACAAGGACAAGAUUUUGUUCCGCUGCGAUAACCCCGACGGAAACUGCGAUAUUGAAGGCUGGGCUGGGCAUUGGCGCGGCACAAACGGCACGGAGCAAACCGUCAUCUGCGAUCUGAGUUACCAGACUCGUCGAUCCCUCUCAACAAUGUGUGCUAUGGGUUACACCGUUUCGGGAUCUGAGACCAACACGUUCUGGGCAUCGGAUCUCCUGCAUCGACUCUACCAUCUGCCGUCCGUAGGGCAGAAGUGGAUCGACCACCAUGCCGACGGAUAUAAAGAGGUGAUUAAUCUGGCCCUCGAGCACCCAACUUUGUCAACACACGACUCGGAAACUCUUCAAUACUUCGCACUGGAGGCGUAUGCCCACGACAUUUCAGUUCCCGGGGUUGGAUGUCCAGGCGAGAAGGAGGAGCAUCAACACGAGGAUGAAAAAGCGGACAAAAAGGAUGCCCGCCCAAGCGCGACGACGACUAUGGAGGCCACUUCCACCACAUCUACUUCGCCUGCUAAUUGCCAUACCCACGCCGGGGGCGAGCUACAUUGCGUCUAA
This is a messenger RNA of Penicillium oxalicum, 885 nucleotides long. It is a transcript of the gene aspf2, whose product is annotated as major allergen Asp F2. The transcript is spliced from 3 exons. The record is from RefSeq and is a predicted model, not a curated record. The coding region runs from base 1 to 885 and encodes 294 amino acids. Lineage: Eukaryota; Fungi; Ascomycota; Eurotiomycetes; Eurotiales; Aspergillaceae. Gene Ontology annotation, molecular function: integrin binding; zinc ion binding; metallopeptidase activity. Gene Ontology annotation, cellular component: extracellular region; fungal-type cell wall; cell surface.